AUGCACGGCCGCAAGUUCGAGUACAGCUUCCAGAAGGACGCGUAUGCCGACCAGGAGUUCUGCAACGAUGUGGGCUACCUCCCAGACGGCACCCCGCUGAAUCGAGCUGGGAACGCCAUCAACCAUCCCGAGAACAUUGGACCCGACAGCCAUGCUCCCGGAUCUCCACUGCCCCGUGCCAUCUUCGUGAAUUCCGUCGGCUACCUCCCAGACGGCACGCCGCUCAACCGUGCUGGCAACGCCAUCAACCAUCCGGAGACGAUCCAGCCGGACACACACACUCCUGGUUCGCCUUUGCCCGCAUCCAUCUAUGCGGCCGACGUGGGCUACCUUGUUGACGGGACGCCCAUGGACCGUGCGGGCAACCUUUCUGUCCAGUGA
Molecule: messenger RNA, 381 nt
Organism: Symbiodinium necroappetens
Lineage: Eukaryota; Dinophyceae; Suessiales; Symbiodiniaceae
Source: the annotation of a GenBank genome assembly